Molecule: messenger RNA, 519 nt
Organism: Macrosiphum euphorbiae (potato aphid)
Lineage: Eukaryota; Metazoa; Arthropoda; Insecta; Hemiptera; Aphididae
Source: the annotation of a GenBank genome assembly
AUGGAUGUGAAACUACAUACAAGUAAGGCAUUAAUUACUGUAAAAGAAGAACCAGAUGUAAAAGAAACAUUUGUAAAGCGAGUUAAACGCCGAGGGCGCCCAAAACUCGUGUCUCAACAAACACCAUUCUGCCCUCCGUUCAUGGUCAGAUGUGACAACGAUCGACCACAUUUCAAUUACCGUACAGUAUGGGCAUGUAGAAUUUGCACCAAGAUAUUAUUGAGUGAAGCUGCCGCCAUAAGCCAUGCUGCUAUAUGUAAGCUAGCCAUUACAAAAGAAGAAGAUAUUCCAAUUGCAGAUUUGAAUUAUAUGGAAAAAAACAUGUGUUAUCCGUGCAAAUAUUGUGAUAAAAAAAUGCGGAGAAAAGUGAUCUGGCUAAAGCAUUUGAACGAACAUGAGACACCAGAUUAUGAUAAAAAUAAUUGGGGUGUUGAUAUACUGAUAAAAAAAUUGAAAAGGCCAGACAAAGUCUCAAAACAAAUGAAACAGGAACCUGACUUUAAUCCUUCUACUUUAUAA